Molecule: messenger RNA, 1470 nt
Organism: Scedosporium apiospermum
Lineage: Eukaryota; Fungi; Ascomycota; Sordariomycetes; Microascales; Microascaceae
Exons: 12
Coding region: 1-1470 (489 amino acids)
Biological process (GO): carbohydrate transport; transmembrane transport
Cellular component (GO): membrane
Molecular function (GO): carbohydrate:proton symporter activity
Source: RefSeq, a predicted model, not a curated record
AUGAGAACCCGUCACGCUAGUGCGGAUCCAGAUAUCCAGAUCGAACAUUCCAAGACCAGGCAGUUUCGAUGGUUCAAUGUCAUGAUGAUUAUAGCGAUGAGCUUAGGCUCUCUCGGAUACGGAUGCAGCGCGUCUAUCAUGGGUACUACUAUGGCACAACCUUACUUUAUUUCCUAUUUCGAACUCGAUACCCGACGAAAUGGUACCCCUCUAAAGGCGGCAACAACUGGACUCUACAUGGCCGGUGGCUUCAUAGGAUGUUUCCUCAUCACUCCGAUCGCGGACAAAUGGGGUAGGAAGAUGGGUAUCGCACUGGCUUCCGCAACUGUGGCCAUUAGUAGUGCUCUCCUCUGCGGCUCCGUGCACUUUGGGAUGUUCAUGGCAAUGAGAUUUAUCAAUGGCGUUGGUGCUUUCUGCCUCCUAUUGGUGAUUCCAGUCUGGAUGGCCGAAGUCGCCCCGCCUUCUGUCCGUGGUGCUAUGGGAGUCUCCCACGGUAUUUCCUUGAGCAUUGGCUACUGUAUCUCGCAGUGGCUUGGAUACGGCUUCCUUCACGUCAAAAGCAACCUCGCAUGGAGGAUUCCACUACUCGUCCAAUGCUUCCCGCUGAUCGCCCUCUUGUUGAUGAUAUACUGGAUCCCCGAAAGCCCUCGUUAUCUGCUCAUGAAGGAUCGCCCAGAGGACGCGGCAACCGUGCUACACAAGCUGCACAAUGAAGAAGAAGCUACCAUCGAACUGGAGCAGAUCCGCAACCAGAUCGCCAUUGAUAGCAGACUAGACAGCAGUUGGCGGCGUAUCGCUACUAAACCGUCGUAUAGGAAACGGGCAAUUAUUGCCGUCAUCCUGGCGUCCUCCACUCAAAUGGUUGGCGCGCUUGUUAUCAACAACUACGGCCCCUCCAUCUAUGGAGGUCUUCACUACGAUAAAGAGUCGCAGUUCAUUUUUCAUGCCUGCAGCACUAUGGCUGGAACUGUCAUGAGCCCAUUCGCUGUGUGGAUCGUAGAUCGUGUCCCUCGCAACAAGCUCAUGGCGAUCAGUGAGGCAAACAAUGUGCAUGGCUUGCGUGCCGCCGUCUCUAUGAUGUUCAUCUUCUUCGCCGCCUUCAACGGGGGCGUGGACUGCACCUUGUGGCCCUACCUUGGCGAGAUAUUCCCCACGCAUUUGCGUGUUAAAGGAAUGGCACUUGCUGUCGCUUCUAUCACGCUCACGGACGUGGUGUGGUUGCAAGCCGCCCCCACGGCCCUGGAGAACAUUGGCUGGAAGUUUUAUAUGUGUUUUAUUUGCCCGGCAAUCCUCAUGUCCCUCUGGAUCUAUUUUUUUGCUCCGGACACCUGGGGUGUGCCGCUUGAGGAAGUCGCAGCUAUGUUUGGCGACCGAGAUGAACUGUACUAUGCCGAUGAACACGUUGAAAAAAAUGAUGAGGAAACAGAGAAGGAGGCAGUGUUGGUGGAACAUCUUCACUCUACUGUCUAG